CCAGCCCUGGCAAACAGCUGUUCGGCGAUGUGAUAAUAAUUUCGGUUUCUUUUUCCUAACACGUUUGAUCCAUAACAAAAUCCUAUUUUCUGAAUUGGAAUCGUAUUGGAAUCGUCUUGGUAGAGAUGUCCGCGCUUCCUAACGCCGGAAAUCAAGAAUCGGCGCCCGCGGCGCCCAGGAUGUUUGGGGAUGCGGAUCUGGACAGGAUGGCCAUGCAGUUUGUAGGCAAUCUUCAGCACUACCGCGAAAACAUCGUAAUCCCCAAGAGCAACGGCCCGGUGAAGAUCAAGACCAACGAGGAGAAGUACAUCGAGUCGGCGGUGGAGAGCUGCGGCUUCAAGUGCGCCAUGGCUUGUGUGAUGGGCUAUGGCUUGGGAGCAGCCUUGGGCUUGUUCAGCGCAUCAGUGAAUCCCAGCAUGGCCGACCCCUUUGCGAAUGAGAAAAAGCAGACAGCCAGGGAGGUGUUCCGUGAAAUGCGUGCGACCACCCACUCCUAUGCCAAGAAUUUCGCGCUGAUCGGUUGUGUAUUCUCCGCAGUGGAGUGCACAAUCGAGAGUCAUCGCGGAGUUACUGACUGGAAGAAUGGCACCUACGCCGGAGGCAUCACCGGUGGACUGAUUGGGCUGCGGGCUGGCGUUAAAGCGGGGAUCAUUGGAGGACUGGGAUUCGCCGCCUUCUCAACGGCCAUCGACUACUAUAUGCAUUCUAGAUAGGCACAGUUUUAUCGGUUACCUUGUUUCGUAUAAAUGUUUGUUUCUAACUAA
Drosophila ficusphila is the source of this 764-nucleotide messenger RNA. Its product is annotated as mitochondrial import inner membrane translocase subunit Tim22. Gene Ontology annotation, molecular function: transmembrane protein transporter activity. Gene Ontology annotation, biological process: protein insertion into mitochondrial inner membrane. NCBI's taxonomy places the organism in Eukaryota, Metazoa, Arthropoda, Insecta, Diptera, Drosophilidae. Bases 126 to 713 code for a protein of 195 amino acids. Gene Ontology annotation, cellular component: TIM22 mitochondrial import inner membrane insertion complex. The record is from RefSeq and is a predicted model, not a curated record. The transcript has 3 exons.